Frankliniella occidentalis (western flower thrips) is the source of this 2233-nucleotide messenger RNA. Its product is annotated as opsin, ultraviolet-sensitive-like. NCBI's taxonomy places the organism in Eukaryota, Metazoa, Arthropoda, Insecta, Thysanoptera, Thripidae. The transcript is spliced from 9 exons. Gene Ontology annotation, cellular component: membrane. Gene Ontology annotation, biological process: visual perception; G protein-coupled receptor signaling pathway. Bases 167 to 1828 code for a protein of 553 amino acids. The record is from RefSeq and is a predicted model, not a curated record. Gene Ontology annotation, molecular function: G protein-coupled receptor activity.
GGCGGACCCGGGGCUGCUGGCCGGCAACCUCCCCGCCGGUCCCGCCCCCGCCUGCGCCGCGCUGCCCGGCGCCGCCCAGGAGCAGUGGGAGGGCUACUACGCGCCCGGGGUUCUGGAGAACACCACGGACCCCACACAGUUCCGCCGCCUCCUCCUGGGCCGCUUCAUGGCGUUUCACCCGGUGCGCUCCUGGAUGGAGGUGGGGCCCUUCACGCCCGCCGACCUGGAGGUCGUCCACAACCACUGGCUGGGCUUCCCGCCGCACAGCCCGACCGUGCACUACGUCCUGGCCGCAGCCUACACCGUCAUCAUGACCCUGGGCGUGUUCGGCAACCUGCUCGUCCUCUACAUGUUCUGCAGAUGCCGUUCGCUACGAUCACCGGCCAACAUCCUCAUCGCGAACCUCGCCAUCUCAGACUUCUUCCUCCUCGCCAAGAUGCCCGUCUUCAUCUACAACAGCAUGUACUUCGGACCCAUUCUCGGGCAAAUCGGCAACGACGUCUACGGCUUCCUCGGCGGGCUGACGGGCGCCGUGAGCAUCGCCAACCUGGCGGCCAUCGCGCUGGACCGCUACCACGUGAUCGUGCAGCCGCUGGACCCCGGGCGGCGCAUCUCGCGGCUGCGCGCGCGCCUGUGCGUGCUCGUGACGUGGGUGUACGGCGGCGUGCUCGCCUCCUGCCCGCUGCUCGGGCUCAGCCGCUACACGCCCGAGGGGCUGCUCACCAGCUCCAGCUUCGACUACCUCAACUCGGACUGGCGCAACCGGACGUUCAUCGUGUGCUUCUUCUUCGCGGCCUGGGUCGUGCCGUUCUGCAUCAUCACGCUCAGCUACUUUGGCAUCUACCGGAUCGUGGAGCGAGCCACGCAGCGCGGGCAGGCCGGCGAGAUCAGCGACACUUCGCGGACGCGCCGGCACUGCCGCGAGCACGACAAGCGGCGCACGGAGGUGCGGCUGGCCUGGGUGGCGGCCGUGGUGGUGGGGCUCUGGUUCAUCUCGUGGACGCCGUACGCCGUGGUGGCGCUGCUCGCCGUGUCCGGCCGGCCGCCCGACCCGCUCGUCUCCAUGCUGCCGGCCCUGUUCUGCAAGACGGCCUCCUGCCUGGACCCCUACGUGUACGCCGUCACGCACCCGCGCUUCCGGCGCGAGCUGGCCAAGCUGUGCACCCGGGCGUGCGGCCGCCUGGGGAUCGGGCUGGGCCGGGCGUCGCGCCGCCCAGCCAAGGCGCGGCAGGGCAGGGGCCGCUUCUGGAGGCGCAAUGCGUCGCUGACGUCCACCGCCACGGUCACCACGGCGCGCCGGGUGAGUGGGAGCCUGUCGAGCGAGGAGUGCGUCGAGGAGGAGGACGUACCCGUCAUGAUGGUGGACUUCAGGCGCGGCGCGCGCGGCCGCGACCCGCGCGAGUCGGUGUGCUCGACGAGCAGCCUGCGAGAGUCGGUCCAGGACAGCCCGCCACCCGUGGGGCCUCUGAGGAGCGCGGGCACUCGAGCGGACGAGAGCAGGUCGAGCUCGUCGGGGGAGCCGCCCCCGCAGGCAGCCCGCGUCCUGGCCAACCCCGUGCUGCCUCCGCCGCACCCGCCCCCGGCAAUGCCAGCAAUGCCAGCAGCAGCGCCCCAGCAGCUGCAGCCGCUCUCCAUGGGCGACUGCCCCUCCUGCCCCCAGAUCGCCCACUUCCCCCUGUCGGCCUCGGACCAGCAGCGCUACCGCGCGCCCUCCAUCUUCACGUCGCCCAAGCCGCGGAGGAGCAAGUCCUUCUCGCAGCGCGCCAACAAGCUGAGCGUCGGGGAGCCGGUCCUGCCCACCGUGCUGCAGGACCCCAUCUCUGUUUAACUGUGCCCGCCCCGUAGAGUAGACACCAAGUGAUUCCGUGUGAGUUCAUUGGCACUGCCAGCGGCCAUAAACAUUUUUGAUUUUGUGAACUCUUUCGUAAGUCGAGAUUGGGGAGGAAAAGGUAGGGGAGCUACUGGAAAAAGUGACUUUCGUCAUGACAGCAUAAGUACGGACCAUUAGGUUUAGUGGUGUUAGUGCCAAGUGUGAACAUCAAAUAAUACCCUCGUUUUAAACGUAGCUGUUAUAAAUGUAUUGAGAGCUUAAUGGAUGCAAGUAUUUCAGAAGACUAGGCGACACUUCAACCAAAUGAAUAUUUUGAGUGAGCAAGGAAAUGUUACAGAAAGACCAGUUGUAAAAAUGUAUGUAAGCUCUGAACCAUGAAUAAAAAUUUCUAAAACUUUGAAA